AUGGUUGUUUUAAAACGUAAAGAAAAAAUAUCUUUUUCUUGUUUAUCAACAGAAGAGACAACCAGAGAAGCUGCUAGACGUCGUCUUUAUGCUAAAGAUGCAAAAAAUACAAUUUAUGUUGAUGGAGCGCAUAUGUUGAAUGCUCCAACCAGUCAAUAUAUCUUAUCAUGGACAAAAUUUUUUUUAUUAACAAUUGUUUUAUUUUCAAUAAUUUUUGAUAAGAAUAUAGCUGAUGAUAUUAUAGGAUACAUUGCUUAUUUUAAUUAUGGUUUAUUUUGUUUAACAAUAUUAAUUUAUGUUACUAUGCUUUAUAGAAGAAGUCACGUUGAUGAAGAAAGUGAUUUAGUAGGAAAUAUUACAUUUAUUAGUUUAAAAACAGCAAAAGAAGCUUAUGUAUUUUUAUUAUCAUCUCAAUUAUGGAUAUCAAUAUGGUAUUUCUAUAUUUUUGAUAAUACACCUAAAAUUUGUAAAAUGCCAAAAAUUAAAAAUACUGAAGAAUAUGUAAUAGAAAAAUUAAGAGAAUUUAUUUGUAAUAUAGACGUAGCUAAUUAUUAUAUAAUAAUUAGUAUAAUUACUAUUACAUUAUAUCAAAUAGGUAGAUUUGUAAUUAUUAAAAGACUUUAA
Strongyloides ratti is the source of this 624-nucleotide messenger RNA. RefSeq lists its product as hypothetical. NCBI's taxonomy places the organism in Eukaryota, Metazoa, Nematoda, Chromadorea, Rhabditida, Strongyloididae. The record is from RefSeq and is a predicted model, not a curated record. The coding region runs from base 1 to 624 and encodes 207 amino acids. The transcript is spliced from 3 exons.